AUGACCUUAGAUUUUCCAUCGUACACAGCAAACACCUCUUAUACGCUGAUGACCUCCAGAUCUAUUUUCACUUCCCCUCACCUCAAUUUUGCCGUGGGAAGAAUUAGCGAGGACAUUGCUGCUAUUGAGCGUUGGGCCACUACCAACGGACUUACCUUCAACGCACGCAAAACUAAGGCACUCCUUCUCGGAAGUGCUCGUUUUGUAAAUUCUAUUCGGGCAAACACCACCAUCUCGCUGAAGUUGAAUGGCGCGCCGAUAGAACUCGUCGACCAAGCGACGAGCCUCGGCGUCCUUCUGUCGGGCGUGCUUAGCUGGAGCGAGCAAGUAAACGCUACCGCUCGUAAGGUCAAUGGUGCCUUAUGGAGACUAAAACUCCAUCAGGGAUGUCUCUCGACCGCUCUGCGCAAUCGGCUUGUGUCCUCGCUGAUUUUUCCCUUAUUUGAUUACUGCUUCGCAGUCUUCACUGACCUGACUGGUCAGCAGAAACUCAAACUCAGGCGCUUGAUAAAUGCGUGCGUGCGCUUUAUCUAUAAUCUGCGGAAGGACGAGCACGUCUCUGACUACUACAACUCCCUGGGAUGGCUGUCCGCUGAUAGCAGAAGGACAUAUCUCGUCGAAUGCCUCCUCUUCUCCAUACUCCGCUCUGGAGUCUCUGCCUACCUCGCCUGCGAUUUCCGACCUGGCGCCAGACCUCGCGCCGCCUCACGUGCAUCACCUCACGAUCUUGCGAUUCCUACAGAACUACCAUCUACCAAUCCUUCCUCUGUGUAG
Monomorium pharaonis (pharaoh ant) is the source of this 774-nucleotide messenger RNA. RefSeq lists its product as uncharacterized. The record is from RefSeq and is a predicted model, not a curated record. Lineage: Eukaryota; Metazoa; Arthropoda; Insecta; Hymenoptera; Formicidae. The coding region runs from base 1 to 774 and encodes 257 amino acids. The transcript has a single exon.